GUCGAUCGGUAGGCUUCUCAUUUUCUUCACAUCCUUCUCUGGUUCACAACUUCGCGCGCCAGCAAGACGAUAGACCCUGGGACACAGGCUAAGCCUUUUAGCGCAGAAUUCUUCCUUCGGCUCUCUUCUUCACUUCUUUUUACACUCUCUCCACUAAACAUGGCGGCGGCGACAUCAGCAGUCGCGGCUCAUCUCUCACCAUCGCUCUCCCUCUCCGUUCGCGAUGCUUGCCCCGUUGGUUCGACGGCGAUGCUUUCCGUUUCUCGGCUACCCAAUUCCGGAUUUGGCCGAAUUGGCUCCACGUUCGCCACUGGGUCUCCUCUAUUGAUAUCUAGAACCGGACUUGUGAAGGCAAAAUCGGCAAGAAGAGCUGCAUUAGUUUCUGUAAGAAGCGAGCAAAGCACCCAGGAUAGCGGAUUGGAUGUAUGGCUAGGACGGAUUGGGAUGGUAGGCUUUGCUGUGGCCAUCACGGUUGAAAUUUCGACAGGGAAAGGCCUCCUUGAGAAUUUUGGGCUCUCGGGCCCCAUGCCUACAGCGGCUUUGGCAGUAACGGGAUUGGUUGGUGUUCUCACGGCAGUGUUCAUCUUCCAAUCCUCAUCCAAAAGUUAAACCACGCAAUUCGACUAGAUGCACAUUGGCGUUUGUAAACUGUAAGUUUGUAUCAGCUGCUCCAGAGAUGCUCCAAAAAGAGUGGAGAAUGUAUUCCAAGAUUCUGAACCUCUCUUAAUACCUUCUUUCCUGUUAAAGUAUGAAACUUUUGUCGACAGCCUGUUUGUGUACUAAACUACAUCUGUCUUUCAUAAAAAAGGAAAGAAGUUACUUGGACUAGACCACUUUCAUUAAUUUCACAAUGCAUUCAUUUAAUUAUCACCCAAAUCAAACGCUCCAUUGACGGCAUUUUACUUGGAGUCAAAUCUUUCGGUUCACGCCCAAGUUCCCACUGUUCUUUCUAUAUGAUCAGUCAAUUAACAGAUAACUUUGUU
Molecule: messenger RNA, 983 nt
Organism: Linum trigynum
Lineage: Eukaryota; Viridiplantae; Streptophyta; Magnoliopsida; Malpighiales; Linaceae
Source: the annotation of a GenBank genome assembly